CAGCUGGUGUUUGUGUUCUGUGGCAACGGCGUGACGCUGAAGGAGUUCAGCGAGGCACUGCUGAGCUCAGAGCCGGUGUUCAGAGACAAGUGUAAGGAAAUAGAAGACCUUUUUCAGCAGCACACUGCCAUCAGCCUCCUGCCAGCAAGAAAUCACAGCCCAAAGGACUUGUUGAAUCCAGAGCUUUCCCAGCCCUUGCUGUUUGCCCUGCAGGUUGCUGUAGCUUCCCUCCUGAAGCACUGGGGUAUUAAGCCCGUUGCUGUUGUUGGCCACUCAGUGGGGGAAGUUGCUGCUGCACAUAUUGCUGGGUACCUUUCCCUGGCAGAUGCAGUCAAAGUGAUUUAUCACCGGAGCAGGCUGCAGGCAAAGACUGCCAGCGGCAGAAUGCUGGUGGUUGGAAACAUCCCUGUUGAAGAGAUUGCUGAACGCCUGCGUCCCUACUCGGGAAAGGUGUGCAUUGCUGCUUUCAACAGCCCCAUUUCCUGCACCUUGUCUGGGAGUGUAGAUGCUGUGGAAGCUGUGCAGAGAGAGUUAGCUGAAGCUUUCAGACAGAGAAACAUCUUUCUUCAUGUUUUAAACGUCCCACUUGCAUACCACAGCCCCAGCAUGGACAUGAUACUUGGGGAGCUGGAGGAGCAGAUAGAGCCUUUAGAAAAGCAGAAGGGGGAAAUGGAAGUGAUUUCAACCCUGACAGGGGUGGCUGCAUCUGAAAAUGACUUUGUUCAGGGCAAAUUCUGGGCAAAGCAUACUCGUGAGCCUGUUGUUUUCACACAAGCCAUCCAAACUGCAGCCAGAGGCAGGGAAAAUGUGGUGUUUGUGGAAAUAAGUCCUCAUCGAGCAUUGCAGCGAAGCAUAAAAGAAACACUAGGAAAAGGCACCAAGGUGUUGUCCUCUUUGCAAACAGAUGCAGAACAUCAGACACUCUUUGGCCUGGUAGGAAAUCUCUUUGAACUAGGAUUUAAUCCCAACUGGCACCACUUUUAUAACGGCUACCAAAGUGUUCCUGUGGCCAUUCCACGAUAUCAAUUUGAUCGCCAGAAACUCAUGGGCUAUCUGGAUAUCCAUCAACAGGCAAACCAAAGAGGUGCAAGUGCCAGUCAUCCUUUGAUUUAUGGCAUAAAUGGUGAGAAUGUGGAGUUCAGCUGCCUGGUGUCCCAGGACACGACACCGUAUUUAUAUGAGCACAAGAACAAUGGGGUGGCCUUAGUCCCUGGUGCUUUCUAUGUGGAGCUUGGUCUGGCCUGUGUGAUGAACAGCUCAAGACCUAAAGUGCCUCUGAGCACUUGCCAGCUGAGUAUCAGCUUUUCUGCACCGUGUGUUCUCACACAGAAUUCCCAAGUGCUGAGUAUCAAGCUGAGUCCGCAAAAAGCCAUGACAACCUUUGAGGUUCUCUCUUCCUCCAACGCAGUUUAUGCUGCUGGCCAAGUGGCAAAGGGGCUUGAAGGUGUGGUGGAAGAAAGCAGCAUCUCCUUCCAAGCCAUCUAUCGAAGAUGCAAGUCAGUGAUUAGCAGAGAGGAGGUUUAUGAAGCACUGUCUCAGGUUGGCUUUCAGUAUGGCUCCAUAUUCAGGCAGCUUGGUGAUGUUCACUAUUGCCAGGAGCUAAAGGAAGCUAUAACAAGCAUAAAGGUGAAUGAGGAGACCAUCAGAGACAUGCACAGCUACUGCAUCCACCCAGUGCUGCUCGACUGUUUUCUGCAGAUGACGGCUGUCUUGAGCUCAAGGACACUCCAGUCCAGAGCAGGCUUUCCUUCAGGGAUAGGCAGCCUGGUGGUGCUCCGCCCGCUGGAGGAGGAAAUGACAAUAUACAUGAGAUUGAGCAAAUCCACUGGGAACUGCCUUGAGGUCUGUGGAUGCUUUGUGGACAAACACGGCUCUGUUUUGGCUGAGCUCAAGCGCGUUGCCAUCACUUUCAUGAAGGAAUCAUCCUCUAGAGACAAUGAGUUCCUGUUUGAAAACAAAUGGAAAGAAGUCUCUCUUUCACCAACAACUGGACAUCUGGGGUUUAAGCCCAGAGUCCUUGUGUUUGCAGACAAAUUUGGGAUAGCUGAGCAGCUCAAAAAACACUUGCAUCCUGCUUCGAGAUAUGUUAUGUAUGAAGACUGGGAAUGCCUCAUGGAAGGCGAUACACAGAGUAAAAUGAGAGCAGAGGUUGAGGAUUAUGAUGAAAUCCUCUUCCUUUGGGGAAUCCAAAAGCUAAAUGAAGAUUUCCCAAGCAAAGCGGUAGAUCAGUUGGCAAAGUGCUGCGAAGCCUAUCGCCAGGUAGUGGUGGCACUGAGAGAGAAGACGUCCCGCUGCUCCAUCAGAGUGAUCACCUACAGAACAACAGACAGAUAUGUGGACCACGUUAACUGUGGGUUUGCAUUGUACGGCAUGACCAGAACUUGUGUUGCUGAAGUUCCAGAAAUCACAUUUCAGUUGAUUGACCUCAGCUCCUCCACUUCCCUGGACAUCUCAGUGUUAGCAGAUGUCCUUAUCAAAUACAAAGGUGGGAACUAUCCAGAACUUUGCAUCAGCCAGGGAAGACUUUUUGUAUCUGAAAUCAGACGCACACCUUUUGUAGAUGCAGAUUACAUCCAACCUGUAAGGUCUCUCCAGAAAUCACAGUCAUUCACUUUGUACACUUCUGAUCCAUACGCAGCAAAAGACCUGUCUGGGGAUUUAUGCACCAUCUCUGCUGCUCAGCUUGACAAACAGAGUGUUGAAAUUCAAGUGGAUAAAAUUUGUCUGCACUCAGAAGAUUAUUUUCCCAUCAGUGUUUCUAGCUGCAACUUUGGCAACACACUGUAUUGGAACUCACAGGCAGGAGACAAACACAGGCUUCUAGGUCUUGAUUUCAGUGGCACAGUCACUGCAAUAGGCACUGAUGUGAAAAAAGUGAAAGUGGGAGAUCAUGUGGUUUCAUGUUAUCCCACAGCUGCAUCAUCCAGAGUUCAGAUUCCAGGACCAGUUUGUUUCAAUGCAAGGAAAUUCCCAUUCCUCCAGAAUGUCCCUUGUGUGUCAUACUUCAUCAUUGCAUGGGAAAUCUUCACUCAGAGGUUACCCAAGGGGAAACAUGGCAGAACACUGGGUAUUAUUACUACUGAGCCAUCAUCAGUUUUGUGCCACGUUCUUUCUGCAGCAGCAGAAGAGAUGGGCUGGAGAACAGUCCUUGCAAAGCCCACCCCUAACGUGUUGCAGUAUAUCAACUUGUGCACUGCCCUUGUUAUUCUUCCUCCAGUCAACAGACUGUCUCAGGAGGAUCUGGCCCACAUGCACUUUCUUAAAGAUGUGGUGAUUGUGUGUGGCAAUCAACAGGCUGAAUGCAUCCAGAAUGUCAGUGAAAUUGAUGAUGAAAACAUCAGCUUUCAUAUCCUCUCUGCUACCAGCCUUUUCCGAAAAGCACCGCUAAAGGAAUUGCAGAAGACCGUACAUGCCUGGAUCAGUUCCAUGGAUAUGAAACAGUUUAGACACCUCUCAGGUUCUGUUUUUCAGCAGCCUGAGAACUCUGAGGGGCUAAACUCUGUGACAUCCUAUUUCACCUGCACUUCUGUCCCCCUUGCUGUUCUGAGUAGGCAGAAGGACAUGGCUGUGCUUUCAGACAUCCCGUUGUACGAGCCCCAGAAGCAGCUGUUCAAGCAGAACGCUGUUUAUGUAGUAGUUGGGGGGCUCACUGGACUUGGCUUUGAAACGGUGAAAUUCAUAGCUGAGAAUGGGGGAGGGUGUAUUGCAAUACUCUCCAGGAGAAUUCCCAGCAGGGAGAAGCAAGAAGAGAUGAGGGCUUUGCAGCAGCAGUACAAAGGGAGCAGAGUCGUGUCUGUGCAGUGUGAUGUGGCUUUGACCAGUGAUGUUGAGAAAGCUUUCCAGUCCAUUGCCAACACCUUUGUGGGCACUCCAAUCAAAGGGGUAUUCCAAAGCGCUGUUGCUUUACACGAUGGCCACCUUGAAGUCCUGAAGCUGGCUGACUUUCACAAAGUGCUGAGCCCAAAAGUAGCAGGGACCCUAAAUCUUCACCAGGCUACCAGAGGCCAGGAGCUUGACUACUUUGUGUGCUACUCCUCUGUUACUUCCUUCCUGGGCAAUGCCACCCAGACAAACUAUGCAGCUGCAAACUCUUUCCUGGAUCUCUUCUGCCUCUAUAGAAGGAACUGUGGGCUUUCAGGCCAGGCCAUUAAUUGGGGUGCUUUGAACCUUGGUAUUCUGCUCAAUCAAAACCACAUUCAGAGCAUUCUGGGAUCCAAGGGCAUAGAUGUUCUGCAAGUCCAUGAAAUUCAUGACUAUCUCAGGAAGACCUUACUUAUAAACAACCCACAGCAAGCUGUUGUCAAAUUGAACUUUCAAACUUUGUAUCAUCGUGUUUUUCCUAAGAAUAUUUCUCUCAAAAGUCGCUUCAUAUCACUUGUUUCAGAAGAUUUCAGGAAGAAGAUUGAAAUGUCUGAGGAAAGGGAAGUCUCAGAGACUGCCUUUCUCAAAUCUGAGGACUACAUCACCUCACUGGUGAGUGACCUCACAGGAGUGAACACAGAUGAACUCACCAUGAACACACCACUCUCAUCUUUGGGCAUAGACUCCAUGUUAGCUAUGACAAUUCAGAACCGUGUCUUUAAGGAGCGGAAGGUGGACAUACCCCUUGUGAAACUGCUUGAUCCUCACACAACUCUGUCAAGUUUAGUGGUAGUUUUGGAAGAAAGAAGCAAUGCAGAUGGAAUAGCUGAAAAGAAGAAUGCUGUGGUUGAAAGUGCAGAAAACGAUAGCUUGCUAGAGGAGUUUUCUCAUUCAGGAAUUGUGUAA
Messenger RNA from Catharus ustulatus (Swainson's thrush), 4767 nucleotides. RefSeq names its product mycocerosic acid synthase-like. Lineage: Eukaryota; Metazoa; Chordata; Aves; Passeriformes; Turdidae. Gene Ontology annotation, molecular function: transferase activity. The transcript has a single exon. The record is from RefSeq and is a predicted model, not a curated record. The annotation marks the transcript as partial.